AUGGACUUCGUUAGUGGGUUGCCUUUAACAACUACUAAGAAUGAUUCUAUUUGGGUCAUCCUGGAUCGGUUGACCAAUUCCGCUCAUUUCAUUUUGGUUCGGAUAGAUUACUCACUACAAAAGUUGGCCAAACUUUACAUUUAUGAGAUUGCAGCUUCUGAUAGACGAAAGUCCUAUACAGAUUGUCUGAAGGCAGCUUCUGAUAGACGAAAGUCCUAUACGGACCUAGAAAGGAGUGAUAUUGAUUACUCUGUGGGUGACUUUGUUUUCCUUAAGGUAUCUCUGUGGAAGAAAGUUCCGAGGUUUGGACGUAAGGGCAAGUUGAGCCCUAGGUUUAUUGGGCCGUAUCAGAUUCUGAAACAUGUGGGACCGGUCGUUUAUCAGUUAGCACUACGUCUAGAGUUAAACUGUAUCCAUGACAUAUUCCACGUCUCUAUGUUGAGGCGGUAUCGGUAUGAUCCAUCUUACGUUGUUUCUGUUGAGGAGAUCGAGGUUAGACCGAAUUUGACUUUUGAAGAGGAGCCGAUUCAUAUUUUGGGUCGAGAUGUAAAAGUUCUGAGGAGGAAAUCUAUUUCGCUUGUUAAGGUUUUAUGGCAGAAUCAUGGCACUGAGGAAGCCAUGUGGGAACUUGAGUACUCAAUGUGUCAAUAA
Molecule: messenger RNA, 651 nt
Organism: Gossypium arboreum
Lineage: Eukaryota; Viridiplantae; Streptophyta; Magnoliopsida; Malvales; Malvaceae
Exons: 2
Coding region: 1-651 (216 amino acids)
Source: RefSeq, a predicted model, not a curated record